AAAAAACAGAAAUACUUGUACUGUACUUGUAUCUUUCUUGUAAAAGAAAUUAAAAAUUGGCAUCAAAAUGCAAAAAGUAGGAAACAACACUAGAAGUAAACUUAACUAUAAUAGUUAUAGACUAUUAAUAUCUAUCAUAGACUAUUUAUAUUAAUAGUCAUCUUCGCUAUCGAAGCAGUUGUCUGGUUCGUCGGGACCUUGAUAUGUGAUUUGUUGUCCUUCCAGUUGUUGGUAAGGCAAAUUUCUGUAGAAGUUAAGCCACUGCAUGGUUCAUAUUCCCGGUACAGUACCUUUAUGUCGAAUCUGCCGAAGUGUAUCUAGAUCCUAGUCUUUCAAUCCUAGAUUCAAAAUUCUAGUCUUUCAUUAUAAAAACCAUAAAUUUUGAACUGGUCUUCAUUUCUACCAGUGUUCUGGUACAAACAUUUCUCUUUCAGUUUUUCUUUCUUUUUUCAAGUACACUUGGAUCGUGUCAACUCGCAUUAACUAAAAUAUGAAGUACUCGUGUCGCAUCCAAGUAGAAAAAGGUUCCGGGAACUCGUUUACACUUCCGAGAUGCCCUCAGUAUAGAGUAACCAUAGACAUAAUAAAAGGUAAACCAGGCAAGGUAUGGGCCGCUCUGUGCAUUGAGGUGUAACGCCAACAGUAAUGGCCAAUAUUCACUUUGAGUGGUCUAGCCAUCUUUGUCUGUCACAUAAGCGGGAUCGCUUUGUAAAAACAGAUAGACUGAUCAUCGAUCGACUGCCCGCGCGUUACACUUUUUUGCUCAGUAUAGCUUGUCUAUCCCUAAUAUGUCUAUGAGAGUAACUCAUAUCGGAGUACUCAUAAAUGUAAAACCGGCUUUAAAGAAUGAAAAUGAUCACAUGAGGCAUAAAAAAGGCAUAACCAUGCAGGACCUCGAUUUUUGACAUUCUUCGUUAUAUAACGAAUUCGCAUUUUAGCUAUUACUUGAUAACGAGUACUAUACAAAAUUUAUAUUUUUGACGGAAUUCGUUACGCCUUUAUCGAAUUCGCUAAAAAUAGCGAUUGUAUGAUUUGGCAACAUUGAUAAACUCAAUAAAAUGUGUUGUAUGUCAGUAUAACGUCUGUCUAACCGUAUUUUUAUUUAAGAUUUAUAAAAAUACACUAUAAGUCUUGAUUUUUGUAAAUAAGUUCAAAUAAGUUUACUUUCUGUACGAUCCAGAAAAUGGACCAGAAAAAAAGGCUGCUAAAAGUGACCGAAAAGCAAAAGAAAGUUUUAGUGGAAUACAUUAAAACAAAACCUCAGUUGAGUAGUGGAAGGUUUUCUCAAGAUUUUUCUCAGAAAGAUUCUGAACAAUUAUGGGAAGACCUUACCAAUACCCUAAAUAGUAUGGGUGGGGCAAUUAAACCCUGGCAGAGCUGGAGAAAGUGUUGGCAAGACAUUCGUUCAAGAACGAAAGUCAAAAUGGGGAACAUUAAAAAACACCAGAAUAAAACAGGUGGAGGCCCUCCAAUACCCCCCGAGGAUAAUUUAACAUCGACAGAAGAAGAUGUAUAUAGCAUUAUUAAAGAAGUUUCGGUGGAAGGACAUACAGUUGAGGAAUCAAUGGUUUCCUUCGAUUUUAAUUCAUCUACAACAAAUAUGUUGUCGGAGACUCUGAAUUCCCAGAUUGACGUACAAGAUGGUAGUAAUGAAAACAACCAAAGCCUGGACACUGAGCCAAAUCUGGAGAUUACAAACGAAGAUCCCCAAGACAUAAAAUUACAAACACCACAAAAAAAUGAAAAUAGAAAUCAUCGAUCAACAAUGCGGUCCAAAAAGAGAAUUCCCAAAAAAAAAAGAAAAUUUUAUGAAUGCAUCUGCUGCUGCAAUGACGUAUAAGGAUUAUUUAAAUAAAAAGAAUAAUAUAAAAAAAGCUUACUUCCGAGAAAAAAUUAAUAUAAUGAAAACGAACCUUAAUAUAAAAAGAAGGAAAAAUAUAAUCCUUCAAAAUAUACUGGAGAAAUUGUCAACAUUAGCUGAAGAGUUGAUCUGAUUUGUAUUAUGGCAAUAUGUUUAUGUUAAUUUGGAAUAUUUACUUAUGUAUUUCUGU
Molecule: messenger RNA, 2051 nt
Organism: Diabrotica virgifera virgifera (western corn rootworm)
Lineage: Eukaryota; Metazoa; Arthropoda; Insecta; Coleoptera; Chrysomelidae
Exons: 2
Coding region: 1184-1840 (218 amino acids)
Cellular component (GO): nucleus
Source: RefSeq, a predicted model, not a curated record